UAAAUGUUUAUUUUAAAUGUACUGUAGCACGGUACCACAAAUUACUGUUUGAGCAUUGAGGCAGGUUUCGCCGCCGAAGUUGACGAGAUCCUAUACUCCAUAAAUGAGCAGAGGUUGCUGCGUUUUCCUGAUGUAAAUGAAUGUCGUGUUUGCAAUAUGAUGACUCCACCAUCUAAUAAAUUCAGGAAUUCAUCAAGUAUUCACAAGAAGCGGAUAUGUGGAAAUGACAGUCAUCACAAUACUGGCGUCCAUGAAGCUAAACGUAUCCGACGUUCGGAUUCAACUUCGUCGCAUAAAGAGAAUAAUGGACCAUGUUAUCGCAGAGGACCAGCUUCAAGAAGGCAUACUCUGUUUCCAUUGUGCAGUAUUCAUCUUUUGAAUAAUACCAGUGAAACCUCAGCUGCUGCACGCACACCUAUACGAAGGCAGACAGUCCAUACCAAUAAAGUUAAGCGUACCACUUUACCAACUCGUUCAUAUAGUCUCAGAUCCCUGAAUCCUCCAAGACGUAUUCUACGGAGUGGUAGUCAACUUAAGAAUGAAGAUUUCCUCAAUAGAGUUAAGCCAAGACGAAUUUCUACACUGUCUUCUCGUGGUUCAAGGAGAAAUUCAAUACGUGCUUCACCCAACAGAAGCAAUUUCACAAUUACUUCACGAACAGAUAUAACAGAUGUCGAAAACUCUUUGUCAUCAUUGUUGGCUCCACUCCGUUUGAGUUCUGGUGGGAGAGAUCGAACGGCCAAACCAAAGAGACCAAAUACAAGACGCAUGGAAUUUUGUUCACAGGAGUUGGACCAGUCUGGUGAUUGUCACCCUCUCUUGGAAUCUCCGUCUUCUGUACUUAAUCAAUCUAUAGAUGCUGACCCUUUACAAAAUCUCCUGCAGUUAUGUCGACAGUUAGAGGUCAAAUCAUUUAGUGAAUACUUCGGUGGCACACUGUCAACAGAUCUUGUGAAAAUAGGUGAAGGUGUUUACGGUGAAGUCUUUCGAUAUGUCAGGGGGAAUGUGGUCAAAGUAUUUCCUGUCAAUGGGGAACAAAUUGUAAAUGGUGAGAAACAGAUGGAGUUUUCGGAUGUAUUCUCUGAAGUCUUUGUAUCUCAAAAAAUGAGCGAACUCUCCUACAAGUACAGACUCAAUCGAUCAGUCAACUUCGCACAGUUAAAAAAGGCUACUGUAGUUGAGGGUAAGCUUCCUGUGAUUCUCUCUGAGAGUUGGCGAAUAUAUGAGAGCGAAAAAGGUUCAGACAACGAAUGUCCCGAUUUCUUGCCCAGUAAACAACUGUGGAUGGUUCUAGAAUUUGAGUUUGCUGGUGAUCCUCUGGCUAAUAUUAAAUUCAAUACAUGGCGUGAAGCACGGUCUGUGAUUGAACAAAUCGCUAUAUCCCUCGCAGCGGCUGAAUCAGCUGUACAAUUUGAACAUAGGGAUUUACAUUGGCAAAAUGUAUUAGUACGUCCUACAAAGCAAUGGAAAUUACGCUAUCGUGUUAGUGGGAUAAGUUAUGCUGUAUUGACAGAAGGCAUACACGUGACACUCAUUGAUUUCACAGUCUCUCGCCUGUGUCAUGAGGGUAAUGUAGUUUACGUUGAUAUGUCCGAUUCCCCUGAAAUUUUCGAAUGUGAAGGUGAUUAUCAGUAUGACGUCUAUCGUAUUAUGCGUGAAAAUAAUCGAGAUGAUUGGCGCGCUUUCAAUCCAAUGUCUAAUCUCUAUUGGUUACAUUAUCUUAUGGGCAAACUAUUGAAUGAAACAAAAUAUCCUCGACAUGAUCCGGAUUCAGAUGCUGUCGAGUCAGAAUUGCGUACAUUGUAUGAAGUGAUACUAUCAGGUAAUUACACGUCUGCAACUCAACUUGUCAAUUCCAAUUUCUACUUUGAUUCGUGUCGAAUUGGUUGAUUGAGCGAAAGGUCGACGACACAGACUGGCGGCCAAUUUCGAUCGAAAUCAAAACCAAUCAUCAUCAGAAGUUGUUUCUAUGCUGUUUUUUCAUUGUUCGUACGCCGUAACAUUUUUCAAGCAGUGAAUUUGUAGAACAGAUUUUUUCUAUUUUUUCUUUUUAGUUUAUGAUAAACUCUAAAAUGAUGUGUAUAAUCAACAAUCCGGUUGUUUUUUUUACCAAACGUGUGUUCUUCAUCUCUCUGGUGACUGGCGGUAGUUACUAAACAAUUCUGUAGUACGCAGUGCUGCAGUUUUUGCAAUACUUCACUCACUUUGAUGAUGAUGGUGAACAGAUUGUAACCGGGGGAGGGAACUUGUGUGUGUGUGUGUGUAAAGAAACUAUGGGAGGCAACCAACGAGUUCCAACUUCUGCCAAUUCACGCACGAUAUAGCGUGACUGGCUCUAGCCAAUGUCACUGGUGCCGAAUAUUUGUCCUCAUACGCGACAUGCUGUAUCCAUCCCACUACUGGUCACGACUUUCCUCUAAAACUCAGUUAACCAACUGCCCGCGUAAUUAGGCGUCAGAUUAAUAUUCAAGCGUUGGUCCUGGUGGCUUAAUUGUCUACGAGCAACUCACCUUAUAUCUGUAAGGUUAUCGGGUUCGAGUCUGGGUUUUCCAGUGGUGUUCAUCGACCAGUGUCAGUUCGUGAUGAAAAUCCUGUAACAAAUCAAAUCCCUGCUGCAAACCAACACAUGAAUAUUUUUCAUAUGUCACGGAGUAUAUGCGUUUUGAAUGUGGGAGUGCAUCGAUACACUUCUCAAAAAACAAUUGUAAGCAUCCAUUUUAAACCUUUCUCAAUAUUUGAGUGGUUAGGUGAACAGCAUCAUUUUGUUUUGAUCUGGAAUGAAUGUUCAGUAUUGUAAUGAAAUAAACAAUAGUGCUGUACAGGCAGACUAUAUGAAGAGGCUUUAUAUAAACGAAGAGUUCACUGCGGAAAGUUGACUUGAGUGUCGAGCACAUGUGAUUCAUUCACCUCUUUGCGCGCUAUCGAUCCACCUCGUGUCAGUUCUUCAUCUCUAUGUCCAUUUGAAUUUUGAAUGACUAUUUACUUUUCACCUACACAUGUUUGGAUAAUUUGAUUUAAGGUGCCCAAAUGUAAAUUGUCAUCAUCGGAUUCAGUUUAAACCUUUCAGACUGUUGAGUCGCACCAUGUUUGUUGGGUUAUAGUGAGUCUCACAAGUAGUGUACAUAAGCGUGAUAUGGUGUAGCACGUUUGUUAAUUUUUCUCGGGACUAAACUAAAGUGAAUCUCUCCUCAUGUAAGUAUGGAGCAUGGGCACUGUGAUCGGAGAAUGUAAUUCGACAUUAGAUAAGUGUAUUUUGAAUAUCACACAGUGAUGAUGGCAGUAUCACUAACUAGAUGACAAGGUCUCGAGCAUAAAUGAUUGCUGUUCAUGAUAUCAAUGUAGUCACAACUUUUCUUAAAUACUUACUUUUUCUUUCUCCCUCUUGUUGUUGUUUGUUGCCACUUUCUAUAUCUCCAGUGUAGGCGUUGCUUCAUUUCGAGUGCACGUGUUUAGUGCUGAAUCGAUGAACAAAGUUUCAGUGAUAAACCUCUCUCUCUCUCUCACUUCACCUAAAAAUACUACUUUUUAAUACUCUCACCCUGUCCCACCCAACCUAUUUUGUUAUUUAUUAUAUGCAAGUGAAUGCAAUGGCUCAGCCACUUUCUAGGUUAUUUAAUUUACUUUGCGGUGUCAGUCGUCCUACGUCUAGCUAGAUUUUUAUGUUUUGAUAAUGUAAAAUUGACCCCAAUCUACUAGUUCGACUGUCCUAUGCAAUUGACCUCACUCACAGACAUUAGAUGGUAUAUGGUAAAUUAUGCUAUUUUUCUUCACUGGAUCUAUCGGGUUCUUAAGCCGACAGACAAAGUAUAUCUCUGCUACAGUUGGUUGGUUGGUUGGUUUAAAUGCCACCCUAAUUCCAGCCUCAUUGAGGCCUCUUUUUUAUACGGUAGUACUAUAGAAGCUUUGAAUUUUAUAUUAUCUUUUCUGAUUUUCAAUACUAAUCUUUUUUCUUCUUAUGGUUCUUCAUACACUUAUGAAUAAAUUUUAGUAGGUGGUUAUUCACUAGUAAUUUUUUCUUGAUAUGUUUGACUUCAUUAUAUAAAUCUACCUUACUGUUUAGGCUUCUGGCGCAUUUAAUUAAACCGAUCUUCCUUUAUCAAUUUUAAGUCUAAGUAUUUAUUACAGUUAAUCGGUUUUUACUAUAAAUGCUAGUAUCUAACCCAGCAUCUUGCUUUCGUUUUAUUCUACAGUCUAGCAGGGCCAGUUCAACUUGUUCGUUUUCUAACUCAGAAGUGAAUUGGAUUCCAUCUACUAUUGACUUUGUAUAUGUGAAGCAGCGAGGGAUAUGUUCAGAUUUCAACACAGCGAAUGUGUCAUCUACACGUCUCCACCAUAAUCUACCUCGGAGCAGGAUUAAAGGUUCUAAGAGUUUCAUGUUCCUGAAUAUAGAUAGCUAUGUCUGCUACUAUUGGGGAUAUUGGUGGUCCCAUCGCCAAACCACUCGUUUGUUUGUACAUUUCAUUUUGAAGAGAUGUUCCGACUUGGUGGAAGUUGGAUCAGAUCGAUAAACAUUUCCAAAGCGUUUAAAUCUGGUCAUUAUUCUUCUUUUCUGCCUA
Trichobilharzia szidati is the source of this 4556-nucleotide messenger RNA. The record is from the annotation of a GenBank genome assembly. Lineage: Eukaryota; Metazoa; Platyhelminthes; Trematoda; Strigeidida; Schistosomatidae.